Messenger RNA from Trifolium pratense (red clover), 2131 nucleotides. Its product is annotated as protein SHORT-ROOT-like. The record is from RefSeq and is a predicted model, not a curated record. Gene Ontology annotation, molecular function: DNA-binding transcription factor activity; sequence-specific DNA binding. The transcript has a single exon. NCBI's taxonomy places the organism in Eukaryota, Viridiplantae, Streptophyta, Magnoliopsida, Fabales, Fabaceae. Gene Ontology annotation, biological process: negative regulation of mitotic cell cycle; asymmetric cell division; leaf development. The coding region runs from base 282 to 1760 and encodes 492 amino acids. Gene Ontology annotation, cellular component: nucleus.
AAUAAAACUCAAAAUAUAGUAACCAAACUACCCCACUUCCCUUCCUUUCCUUCAAAAAAGAAGACCAAAGCAAACCAUAAUUCAUUCGAUUCUCGUCACCCCUCACCCCACCACUCUCCAUCAUAUAUUUUCUAAUUCCCAUUUCACCCCUCCAAAUUAAUCUUAACUACAACCCAAAUCAUUCCCACCAUCACCAUUAAAAACACGUUACAUGCAAUAUUGCUAUACCUUUGUGCAACAAUGACAUUGAAAUCAAAUUAGAUUAUUGAUGUGGGUCUCAAAUGGAUACAUUGUUUAGACUUGUCAGUUUUCAACACCAACACCAACCUGAUCAUCAUCAUCAUCAAUCUCUCAACUCCACAACUAGCAUAACAACAACUUCUAGUAGCUCUAAAUCUUCUAAACAAAACUAUCACCAAAAUCACUACUACGAACAACAUCAUCAAGAAGAAGAAUGCUUCAACUUUUUCAUGGAUGAAGAAGAUCUUUCCUCAUCUUCUUCUAAGCACUACUAUCCUUAUAGUCAACCCUUCACCACAAUUACUACUCACACCCCCACCCCUACACCUACACCAACGCCGCCACCACCAACCGAUUUCGCCUUCGAAUUAACCGGUAAGUGGGCCCAUAACAUCCUCCUUGAAACAGCACAUGCUAUAGCUGAAAAAAACACAACUCGCUUACAACAACUUAUGUGGAUGCUUAAUGAACUGAGUUCUGCUUACGGAGACACAGAACAAAAACUCGCGGCUUAUUUUCUUCAAGCCUUGUUUUCUCGAAUGACCGAAGCUGGUACUCGAACCUUUCGAACCCUAGCUUCGGCAUCAGAGAAAACUUGCUCAUUUGAAUCAACAAGAAAAACGGUUUUGAAAUUUCAAGAAGUUAGUCCUUGGACUACUUUCGGCCAUGUUGCGUGCAAUGGCGCAAUUUUAGAAGCCUUAGAAGGAGAUUCUAGAUUGCAUAUAAUUGAUAUAAGUAACACGUAUUGCACUCAAUGGCCUACGCUUUUCGAAGCGUUGGCUACUCGCACUGACGAUACUCCUCAUCUUCGGUUAACCACCGUUGUAACCGCUAGUGGCUCGGUUCAAAAAGUUAUGAAAGAAAUUGGUUCAAGAUUGGAGAAAUUUGCUAGACUUAUGGGAGUUCCAUUUAAAUUCAAUGUUAUUCAUCACGCCGGUGAUCUUUCCGAUUUGGAUUUCUCCGAUUUAGAUAUUAAAGAAGAUGAAGCUUUAGCUGUUAAUUGUGUUAAUGCUUUGCAUUCAAUUACUAUUGGUAAUAGUAAUGGUAAUCGGCGCGACGUAUUAAUAACUAAAUUAAUCGCGUUGCGGCCGAGGAUAGUGACGGUGGUGGAGGAAGAAGCUGAUUUAGAUUUUGGUUAUGAAGGAUAUGAAUUUGUGAGAGGUUUUGAAGAAUGUUUAAGAUGGUUUAGGGUUUAUUUUGAAGCAUUAGAAGAGAGUUUUACGAAGACGAGUAACGAGCGGUUAAUGUUGGAAAGGGAAGCCGGAAGAGGGAUAGUUGAUUUGGUGGCGUGUGCUCCGGUGGAGUCGAUGGAACGGAGAGAAACCGCGGCGAAAUGGUGUCAACGUUUGCAUGGUGGAGGGUUUAAUACGGUGGCGUUUAGUGAAGAAGUUUGUGAUGAUGUUAGGGCUUUGUUGAGAAGGUAUAAAGAAGGGUGGUCGAUGGCGCGGUGUAAUGACGCCGGAAUAUUCUUGUCGUGGAAGGAACAACCGGUGGUUUGGGCUAGUGCAUGGAGGCCUUGAUUCGCACGUGUUUAUGGUUCUUUUAGCACGUGUGUAAGUGAAGGUUGGGAAUUUGGUUUUUUUUUUUUUUUUUGACAUUUAGUAAUGGGGUUUAUUUUUUGAGUUUGGUAAGUAAGACCAAAAUACUUUGCAUGUAUUGAUUAAUGAAAAACAAAUCAUGAAUUAAUUUACUCUUUUUUAAAAAAAUUAUUUAUUAAUAGUAUUUCAUUUCUUUAUCGUUUCGUUGUUAAUAUGUUAUGUUAGUAAUCAGACGUCUGAAUCUGAUCAUUUAUAAAUUUCACUCUGUUAAAUGUUUGAGUUCAAUCACAGUUACAUUAAUUUUGAGACUUGUGAUAAUUCUUUUAGUUUGUCAAAUAUAGUACUAUAAGUUA